AUGACGACAGACGUCAAGCGCCAUCGCAAGUGGACCAAGCAGCUGCGCGAGGCGGUGCAGGCGGACGGCUGGGGCCAAGUCCUCGAGGCCGUCGAAGCCUACGAGCAGACGUCGAUCCGGAUCAUGGAAGAGCUAUCCGAGAUGGACUUGUCGCCCGAGCAGCAAGAUCUCAUCGAGAAGGUCGUCGUGACCAUCAACCACCGCGUCAACUGCCUGAGCUCGCUCGACGCCCACGGCAACCGACCCACCAAAGACGAAAUGGCCGAAAUUGCCGACGUUCUCGAGUCGGCUCUCCAGCCCACGCCGCGCGUCUUUCCGAUCGACCUUGCCGACUUGGAGCCGCCGCCCAGCCCAGAGAAGGCGCCGGCCGCCACACCACCGUCGCUGCGCGGCGCCGAGGCGGUUGUCAAGGACAGCACUGGCGGCGGGCGGCUUGAGAUUCACAUUGAGAAGAUCGGUCUCAAGGACGCUGCCCGCUACGUCGACCCGCAGAUGCUCGUGUCGGUCUACAGUGAAGACGCGGGGUACCUCGAGCCCAAGGUCGAGUUGCCAGCGUCGACGGCGCUCAACCCGCCGUACAUUGCGUUUCAGCACACGAUUGCGCUCCAGACGCCGCUGGAGACGCUCCGAAGCCAAAACGGCGCCGUCUUCUUCGAGCUGCUGCACUACAAAAAAGCCAAGCGAAAGAAGAGCGUGCGGUGCUGGGCAAUGCUCGAGAUGGACGAGGUGCGCGAACCUGGGCCGCGCGUGCUCGAGCUGUACGCCAAGCCCUGCGACGUGCACCGCAAGGCGAUCCACCUCCUCACCGAGAAACCGCUCUAUCUGCACGUGACGCUGCGCUGA
Saprolegnia diclina VS20 is the source of this 843-nucleotide messenger RNA. RefSeq lists its product as hypothetical. The transcript has 6 exons. Gene Ontology annotation, molecular function: phosphatidylinositol binding. The record is from RefSeq and is a predicted model, not a curated record. Lineage: Eukaryota; Oomycota; Saprolegniomycetes; Saprolegniales; Saprolegniaceae. Bases 1 to 843 code for a protein of 280 amino acids. Gene Ontology annotation, cellular component: membrane.